UUCAGCCACGUGUAGUGCCGACAAACUCACGUGGGAGGCGGGGGAUCAGAUGACGCCUACUCCCCUUGCUACAAAGCGCAGGCUCGACUCCUCAGCUGGGGCUUCUGAGCCUCACACUAACCUCCCCCCAAGUCUUAUCUCAGCACCAUCCCAUCAUUAACAAGCCCCAUCCCAGCCUCAUCUCAACAUCUCAACCUCGUCCCAGGCUAAUCCCAGCCCAUCAUUAACAAGUACUGGCAACGCACUCCUGUCAUCACAAGAGUUCAGGACGAGUCUUCAAUCAGGAAGCAGCCAUGGCUCUCAACACUCGCAAGAAGUCUGCGCCCGUGCUGCUGACCGAGGAGCACCACGAGGAGCACCACGAGGAGCACCACGAGGUCGAGGCGGGAGGAGGAGGAGCAGCAGCAAGGGUAGGACCCACCGCCCGUCGUCUCUUCCAUCGCGCCAUCAGCGCCCCCGACGGAAACCAGCGGAGAGUUUCAGUGCAGCCUCCAUAUGCGCGUCUUCAUGGCAUGUUGCGCGAGACGCACGAGGAGGAGCACUUGGAGCUGAUUACAUCCUCAGAGGGCCACCACCAUCACCAUUUCCCGGAGGCCCAGCCACUCCCACCAUCAAAAAAAAGCAUGCCCAACAUGGCCGUGUUUGUCAUUACGCUCACGUCGUCUCCAGAGCAGGAGGCGGAGGGCAAAGACAGGGAUGACACCGACACAACCUCAAACAUGCUGAUGACAACGCACGUUUACUACGGUGGCCACGUGUUCAAUCUGUGCCGAAAGCCCAAGGUGGAAAAUGAAGACAAACACGAUAACUCCACCACGGUGUGAAGGAAACGGUGUACACGUUCAAUGUGUGUGUGCUGAAGAAAAUUAAUUUAAUAUGUGAAUAAGGCCUUGCAGACAAAGUUGAUGGGGCAAGGUCUUGUGUUAUGUUCACCUUCGAAAAGUUAUGGUCAUGUGCAUUUCUCCAUAGGAAGUUAGAAUGACAGUGCAGUCCAUUUAAAUCACCUUACUCAACAGUUGCCUUUCUGUUCUAGUAUUGGGUACAGAUAACGACGUUUUACUGUUGUAUACAUUCCAUUACUAGAUACAUUUCUUGUUCUUAAAACAGGAUAUAUUUUUUUCACCUGUAAUUUUUACUUGACCAGAACAUCACAGAAAGAUAUGUAUUCAACUUAACCAGUAUACAAUGCAAAGGCAGCUUACUCAGCAGACCAAUCUACUCAUUAUUUCUGCCUCAUGAUCUCAAUUAGGGUUCCCUUAAUCUGCCAAACAUUUUUGAGGGCAUACAUAGGACAUCAAUACCAUGCGUCCCUGGGGCUUCACUUCACUUUAGAAUGAAAAUUACUUGAAUAAAUGCUGUGACUAACAGAUUUGCAUAACGUUUAUUACAUGUAUUACACGUUUAACAAGGUUGUUGUGGAUGUUGUAGAGAUUGAAGACCCAUUUCCCUAAAACCUAUAUCUUUACAUUGGUAAUGUUUGGUAAGACCUCUUUUUCAUUUUUUGACUUAAAGAUUUCGUGACUGCAGGAAUUCAUAUUCUUGGUUCUUUCGGUAGGAAAAAAAAAUAAAAUUAACAAAUAAAAUAUAAACAAAAAAUCCACGACGUUUCAAUCGCAACAUAAGCGGUCUUCUAUCUAAAUUACUUUACCGAAAGUACCAAGAAUACCUCUUGUACAAUUGGAGAACAAAGAUAUUUCACAAAGUUUUACCUUACAUGUUACAUAGAACCAUGAUUGCUUUUAAUAACUUUAAAAAAACCUCUUCAUAAGGUGGAAGACACGGAUUUUGCAACAUACACUUGAGUACUUAUUAAAUGUCAGGCAAAAUUACAAGUGUGGAGAUUACAUGUAAUCAAGCACUGUUUUGAGUCAUACGAAAACAUUCGCUUCUGGUUAAUGAUUGCACGUGAUUGACUUGUGAUCAAUAUUACAGCCAUGUACCUACACAGAAACCUCUCCCAAACUACCCAGUAUAUAUGCGUAAGUGCCACUAGCCAGAACACGAGAUGAUCGUUUUGCCCCAGAUGAUGUUAUUUUGGAUCUAUGGAAACAAGUUGAGGAACAGACCGUGGCAUGUGAACACAGCAUUUUAUGUAUGUGAUAAAAAUACAUAUUACAGCCCAUGCACCAGAUUAUCUUGAAUUGUUCACAAGCCUUCGUAUACUUUGGAUGCCAUGUGCCAACUUGACACAAGAGUCAUUCUAUGAAACGUGGCUCUGCAGUCUCUAGCCAUAAUGAAUUCAAGAGUGUGGAAUGAAAGCCAGAAAAUAUUAAGCAUAACAAUAUUUGAUUAAUUUCAUUUUAUUAAUCACCACAAACAAAAAUAAACUAUAAAAAAUCUAAUUCACAAAUCAUUUUAAAACAAAUCAAGAUAUUCAAUUGGCUCAUGUGAGUUUAGUCAUUACAAAAUAUAUGCAUCAUAGAAGGUAUAAAACAUGCAUGUACUCUUAUUUUUUUAAACAUUUGCCAUUCUACAACACUUAUAUAACUGUGGGGGGGGGGGGGAAGUGUUCAUCAAUAAAAAAAAUGGAGAAGUCGUGAUUUUGUUAACUCUCCUGACAUUUAAAAUGGACGGGUAACUUAUGAAGGUCAUCAUAGCUGCAUCAGAGCACUGAGCUGGCACCAACUAAAGUCCCAGGUGUAUAUCUGGGCAAACGCCUGUGAUCAAACAAGGUCUUCGAGGAUAGCACAAUGCUCUCAACAUGAUCACCAGUGUCUGCACAACAUAGGACUACAAUCAUUAUUAGCUUCGCUUGGCUGUGAAGGUUCACGGUUGUAAGUAAAUAUUGAAUGAUGCUGUGGUUAGACUGCUUAACUCGCAAUCCAAAGGUUGCAAGAUCAAUUCUGGUCAGGGACCUACUCAAUCUAUAAACCCCAAUGUGGCAGAUAAAUGUGACACUUUGAGGAAUGUCAACAUUGGGCUUUCUAGGUGCAGCUGGCGCCAACCAUUGCAAUGCGCUUCCCUCACCAGCACGACUGCCACCCCCAAUGAUAAUUUGAGCAGGGAGACACUGGCUUAUUUACUUAUAAAUAUGAUGAACCGUGUAUUAUAGAAGAUUAAGGUGCACCAUCUAGUACUGAGAAGAGGACCCUAUUGAAUUGACCUGAAAUAAAUUGUGGUGUCAAAUUUGGGACUACUCCAUGAUGUGGCUUCAAGUCCAGCUAUGAAUUCGAUUUUUUCCCCAUCCUGCUAUGAAUCUGAUAUAGAAAAUGGGAUAGUGAACAAUUGCAAAUUAUAUAUUUGAA
This is a messenger RNA of Petromyzon marinus (sea lamprey), 3245 nucleotides long. RefSeq lists its product as uncharacterized. The record is from RefSeq and is a predicted model, not a curated record. NCBI's taxonomy places the organism in Eukaryota, Metazoa, Chordata, Hyperoartia, Petromyzontiformes, Petromyzontidae.